Coprinopsis cinerea okayama7#130 is the source of this 4563-nucleotide messenger RNA. Its product is annotated as phospholipid-translocating ATPase. Gene Ontology annotation, biological process: phospholipid translocation. Gene Ontology annotation, cellular component: plasma membrane. The transcript has 15 exons. The record is from RefSeq and is a predicted model, not a curated record. Gene Ontology annotation, molecular function: ATP binding; magnesium ion binding; ATPase-coupled intramembrane lipid carrier activity. The coding region runs from base 1 to 4302 and encodes 1433 amino acids. Lineage: Eukaryota; Fungi; Basidiomycota; Agaricomycetes; Agaricales; Psathyrellaceae.
AUGUCGAGCAGCAAGAAAUUGCCGCUAACGGCCAGAAUCUCGCACUGGAGGGCCAGGCUUGCUUCCUUCAGCGUCGGCGACCUCUUCUCCCAAAAAUCGGAGCCAGGACCAGCGAGGACGGUAUUCAUCCACCAGAAGCUCCCGGGAAGCUACUAUGAUCACAAGGGAAAGCUUCGAAAGGAGUUGCUAUUCAACCCUAACCAAGUCGUAACCUCAAAGUAUACGAUUAUUACCUUCAUACCCAGGAACUUGCUGGAGCAGUUUAGGCGCAUUGCCAAUGUGUAUUUUCUGGCGCUAUGUAUUCUGCAGUUCUUUCCCAUGUUUACGACGGUAGCGCCUGGUGUGGUCAUCCUCCCGCUGUUGUUCAUCGUGGCGGCCACUGCGCUCAAGGACGGCUAUGAAGACUAUCAGCGACACCAGGCCGACCAGAAGGUCAACUACAGCAAGGCGAGGGUCCUCUCCGGCUUUUCGGACUCGAGUAGGAUGAAGCCGAAGAGCAAGACGUUUAUGCGCAAGAUCAUGCCAGCUAGGUUGACGAAACAGCGCUCCGUCGAGCUUUCCGCAGUCGCCUCCAAUGACGCUCAUGACGACGACCCGUCUCAGUGGAGAGAAACCUUAUGGGAAGACAUCUCUGUGGGCGACUUUGUCAAGAUCGCCGACAACGAACCCAUUCCUGCCGACAUCCUCAUUUGUGCUACCUCUGAAGAAGACAACGUCGCAUUCGUGGAGACCAAGAACCUCGACGGAGAAACCAACCUCAAGUCUCGCCGUGCGAUCGACUGCCUUACUCGGUUCAAUGGAUCCCGCGCUUGCAUGGACCCGCAGAAUGCAUUUCAGGUUAGAUGUGAUAGGCCGGACGUCGACAUGUAUAGGCUCAAUGCAGUGGUGGAUAUAAGCGGGCAGGAGUCGGCGGUGGAUGCGAGCAUGGUGUUGUUACGCGGGACCGUACUCAGAAACACCAGUUGGGUCAUCGGCGUAGUUCUAUUCACGGGUGUGGAUACCAAGAUCAUGCUCAAUGCUGGCGAGACCCCGAGCAAGAGAAGCAAGGUCGAGCGGCAGAUGAACCCACAGGUCGUUAUCAAUCUCGCUAUCCUGUUUGCUCUUGCCGUGGUUUGCGGUAUCGCUGACUCGCUGCUGCAACAACAUUAUUACCCCCUCGGCGCUCCUUGGCUAUUUGGUGCCUCCUUACCCGAUAACAACCCCAAAAUCAACGGUCUGAUCACUUGGGCGUUUGCUCUCCUAACCUUCCAAGACAUCGUGCCUAUCUCACUAUACAUCUCUAUUGAGGUCGUUCGAACACUUCAGGCCGCCUUCAUCUAUUUCGACUAUGACAUCUGGUAUCGCAAGACUAAUCAAGCAACUAUCGCCAGAAGCUGGAACUUGUCCGAUGACCUUGGCCAAAUCGAAUACAUUUUCUCGGACAAGACUGGAACUCUCACCCAGGCGAACGUCGUACUGACUAGAGCUAAGAAUCAAAUGAUCUUCCGCCAAUGCUCUAUCGGAGGUGUUGCCUACAGAGGCGAUACAGAGGAAGACGGGCCAUCAGCCGACGGAAAGAUGCUCAUAGAAGAGAAGGACGAUGCGUCGGUGGCCAUCCUUGAGGAACCCCUUCUCGACAAGGAAUCCAAGUCCGUUCGGGUCGCCCUCGUCGCCAGCAGCUCCCAGACCGAACUCACUCCCGUCGACCUGACCGACAACCAACACAAAUCAAAUUCCUCGUGCAGCGGCUCUUCUUCGCGAUCGGAACACCGGGACCCUGAUCGCUUCUACGAUUAUCAGCUUCAAUACGACCUGGAAGCAGCCCUUUCCGCGGCCGAAGGAUCGCCAAAUGCAUCGCAUGCCCGGAACCUCAACGGAUUCUUCACUGUCCUGUCAUUGUGCCACACCGUGCUGGCAGCCGUCGAUCCGAACACCCGCGAAGUUUCUUACAAGGCCCAGUCGCCCGAUGAGGCCGCGCUCGUUCAAGCUGCUGCCGACGUUGGGUACAAGUUUAUGGGGCGAGACAAGGAGACUCUCUUCCUCAAGACACCGGCUUCUCCAGAGGUCGAGCGAUACGAACUCCUUAACAUUCUCGAAUUUACGAGCGCGAGGAAGCGGAUGAGCGUGGUAGUGCGCAAGUUGGACGACAAUCAGCAGGAUCAGCGGCCCAUCUUGCUUGUGAAGGGCGCGGACAACGUCAUUUUCGAGAGGCUGAGACCUGGGAAGGAUGCGUUGAAGGAGGAGACGGAGCACCAUCUGAGCGAAUUCGCGAAUAGCGGGUUGCGGACUUUGACUUUGGCUUAUAAGGUGAUACCCGAGGAGGAAUAUCAGGCAUGGUGUAAUCGAUACCACCAAGCUACGCUCGCGAUGCACGAUAGGGAGGCGCGGAUAGAGGAAGUUUGUGAUGAAUUGGAGCGGGACCUUCGGUUGCUGGGUGCUACUGCCAUCGAGGAUCGGCUGCAAGAUGGUGUUCCAGAGACCAUCGCUGAUCUCAAGAAGGCAGGCAUUAAGAUUUGGGUGGCGACGGGUGACAAAAUGGAGACUGCUAUUGCCAUCGGUCGCAGCACCAACCUCGUCAAUCCAGAUUCGAACAUCAUCAUCAUUCGUGGAAGCAGUCGGAGGUCGGUGUAUGACCAGAUGAUCUCGUCUUUCGAGCAGUUCUUCCCUGAGGAGGAGAUGAUUGAGAACAAACCCCGACCAUCGAUGUCGUCAAGGCAUUCUCGAUUCGACCUUUCGGAACGACCCAUCUUACCUCUUAGGCGGGUGAACACCGGCGUGACUUCUAUUGUUGGAGCUGAGAAUGGCGAGAGACCUGGUGGGUUUGUGCUGGUUGUUGAUGGAUCAGCGCUGCUCGAGGCAUUUGCGACGGAUGAGAACAAGGGACUUUUGCUCAAGCUUUCACAACUUUGCGAGGGUGUCAUCUGCUGCCGUGUUUCUCCCCUCCAGAAGGCUCUCAUUGUCAACCUCGUCAAGGAAGGUAUUGGGGCGAUGACUUUGGCUAUUGGCGAUGGUGCCAACGACGUUAGCAUGAUCCAGGCCGCCGAUGUUGGUAUUGGUAUCUCGGGUGAAGAGGGCGUACAAGCCGUCAACUCUUCCGACUAUGCCAUCGCCCAAUUCCGGUUCUUGAAGAAAUUGCUCCUCGUUCAUGGACAUUGGUCUUAUGCUCGUAAUGGCACCAUGAUUGCGAAUUUCUUCUACAAGAAUAUCAUCGCUGUCGGUGUCAAGUUUUGGUUCCAGAUCUAUUGUGGAUGGAGUGCAGCAUUUGUGUACGAUUAUAUUUAUGUUCUGUUCUGGAAUUCGAUAUGGACUAUUGCGCCUGUCGUUGGUAUUGGGUUGUUUGAUCGUAUCAUGGACUACCACAUUUUGAUGGAUGUACCGGAACUGUACCACUAUGGUCGGGAAGGGCAUUGGUUCACUUUGCGUUCAUUCUUUGUCUAUUUAUUCGACGGUGUUCUUCAGUCUGUGAUCAUCUACUUCCUCAUUCAUUUCACCUAUGUCAACACUACUACGCGAGAUGAUGGCUACGACAUCCGACAAGUGGAAUUUUCGACGACAAUGGCGAUCGUCAACGUUAUGGUUGCUAAUUUCUUCGUCGGGAUGAACGCUACUGCUUGGACGUGGUGGCUCGUCUUCGCAGUGAUGCUUGGCAAUGUUGCUGUCUGGCUCUUCACCAUCGUCUAUUCGGUGAUAUCGCCUGAAUUCGCGGUGACGCAACUAUAUGGCAACAUGAACGUCCUCUUCACCUCCGCUACGUUCUGGCUCUGUCUACCUAUCACGAUCGCCCUACCUCUUUUGCCGCGAUACCUGGCCAAAGCCUGGAAGUUCUCUAUCACUCCAGGUGAUAUUGAGGUUCUCCUCACUGCCCAGUCGCAAAACCCCCACCAAGACUGGAAACGAUAUUCCGGGAAGCAAGAGUCGGAGCUCGCGCAGCUCAAGUCGCAUGCUCAGCACGACGUUUCAAGAAGCGCCUCGAGGACAUCUUUUUACGGACGGCCUUCCAUGGAUAUCCGGAUGGCUAGUGGUAGCAGGACGGACAUGGCGACUGGGUUGGUGUCGGUGGAUCGUGGGUUUGAUUUCGCGACGGAGGAAGGCGGAGUCCAUUUGCAAAGGAUACAGACGAAUAUCUCAGAGAGGAGGUUUGGGAGCCAGGUGGCUGUGGGUAGUCCGCCUGAAAGUCCGCCAGGGCAUAAGGGCAAGGGUACGUUUAGGAGGGUGUUUACACUUGGGAGGGGGAAGGUAAAGGAGCCGAGUCUUGGGACUAUAUUCUCUCCUACGAAGGGUUCUGAACCGCCUCGGUCUCCAAGCCCUCCCAAUCCUUCAUGAUUCUUAUGACGAACCCUGUUGCUUUUUCCCCCAUGCUGCCCCCGCUUCCCUGCUGCUAUGUUGCAUCUUUCACGAUCUGUCCCGAUUAUAGACUUUCUCUAUUUUUAUUUUGGUUACGGGCUCAGUUUUUACGCUUUUCUCAGCUUCAUGACAUUCCAAGUCGUGUGUAUCAUCAGAUAUCUACCUUUAGCAUUAAUGGUUUUCUGGCUCUUUCCCCCUUGCGUGACAUGUACGUAGGACAAUCUAUCUUUUCAGUACGUA